Molecule: messenger RNA, 2313 nt
Organism: Ricinus communis (castor bean)
Lineage: Eukaryota; Viridiplantae; Streptophyta; Magnoliopsida; Malpighiales; Euphorbiaceae
Product: asparagine synthetase domain-containing protein 1
Exons: 13
Coding region: 150-2006 (618 amino acids)
Molecular function (GO): asparagine synthase (glutamine-hydrolyzing) activity
Source: RefSeq, a predicted model, not a curated record
AGUCUCAUAACAGCAGGCAAAGCAGUAGAAAUAGGAUAGGAAAAGCAAAAAGACCUUCAUUAGUUUUAAACCUUAGAAGAUUUAUCGUUUAGCCCCUACAGGUUUUAGCAUUGCAAAACCCUAACAAGGAGAACAAGAAAAAGGACGAUAUGUGUGGAAUCGCCUUGAUAAUAUCUGGCAUUCGCAUUGCAUUAGCAUCACCAGAUCCUAAGGUCGAGCCAGUAAGCAGUUCAAAUAUUGUAAUUUCUAUAAAUGACCUUAAAUUAGCUCUCCAGAGACGAGGUCCUGAUAGCUUAGGUAGCAAAAAGCUCAUAAUUUCUGCUAAAGACCAAGAAUUAUUCUCUGUGAUCAAGGAAGAGGAUCAUAAUUCUGCAAAUGAAGAACCUUGCUUGCAUUUUGUUGGCGCUACAUUGCAGCUUAGAGGAUUAUACCCCGUAACUCAGCCCUUUCUAGAUUCUUCUAAGAAUAUACUUAUUUAUAAUGGUGAAAUAUUUGGAGGAAUUCAUGUCGGAAGUGAUAGUAAUGAUGGUGAAAUGCUUAUGAGAACUUUGGGAAGUUGCUGCUCAUGCAGUUCUUGUGAACAUAUUUGCUUUAGUAGUCGAAAUGACAAGAAUUAUUCUGUUUUAGAUGUUCUUUCAGCAAUCAAGGGACCAUGGGCUGUUAUUUAUUGGCAGGAUAGUUCAAAAACCUUAUGGUUUGGUAGAGAUGCGCUUGGUAGGCGGAGCCUACUUGUUCAUUGGCCAACUGUGAAGGUCCCGCGAUUUCUGCUGUCUUCUGUAUCGCCAUUUUCUUAUGUUGAUGGAAGUUCUGAUCUAGAAGUUGAAGAGAGCACCAAACCCAAUUUCUGGGAGGAGCUUCCUUGUGGGGUAUAUAGUUUAUCAGUAGCCACUUCGACAGUGAAUGGGUGUCUUGCUGGUGAAGUCAAAAAACAUGAAUGGGCUAGUAGCACACUAACGGAACUAAUUAAGUGGGAGAGAGUUUCUGUUGAACCUAAACCACAAGACUUAAAUUUUUCAUGUGGGCCUGAUCAAACCUCAAUUUUAGUGCCAGCUCAGAAUGUGUUAGGUGCUCUAAGAAAAUCAGUAAUGCUUCGAACAUCAUUGCAUGCAAUUUUUCAGGCAGGAACAUCUGAUAGCGGAAAAGAGGAACAAGUUCCAGUAGCAGUCCUGUUUUCUGGUGGAUUGGAUUCUAUGAUCCUUGCAGCAUUAUUGGACGAGUGCCUGGAUCCCAGCUUUGGAAUUGACUUGCUUAAUGUGAGCUUUGAUGGGGAGUUUGCUCCUGAUAGAAUCUCUGGCCAAGCAGGAGUAGAGGAACUCCGAAGAAUUGCGCCAAUGAGAAGGUGGAAGCUUGUAGAGAUUGAUGCUGAUUUAUCAAAGUUAACUUUGGAAAUGAAGCGUGUUAUGUCCCUCAUUAACCCAGCUAAUACCUAUAUGGACUUGAAUAUAGGAAUUGCUCUAUGGUUGGCUGCAAGUGGUUAUGGUUGGGUUUCUCAAGGAACUAGCAAUAGCAAUGGUAAGAGUCAUCAACGUUAUAGGCACAAGUCCAAGGCAAGGAUUGUCCUGGUUGGCUCUGGUGCUGAUGAGCAGUGUGCUGGUUAUGGACGGCAUAGAACAAAAUAUAGAUGUGGAAGUUGGCUUGGGCUCCAUGAGGAAAUGAAGUUGGACAUGCAGAGGAUAUGGAAACGAAACAUGGGUAGAGAUGAUAGAUGCAUUGCUGAUAAUGGGAAGGAGGCUAGAUUUCCUUUCUUGGAUGAAGAUGUUAUCAGGACUCUUCUUGAUAUUCCUUUGUGGGAGGUUGCCAACCUUAAUCAACCAAGUGGAACCGGUGAUAAGAAGAUCCUGAGAGAGGUCGCAAGAAUGCUUGGUUUACAUGAGGCAGCAGUUCUUCCUAAAAGAGCAAUUCAGUUUGGCUCUAGAAUUGCAAGGGAAUCCAAUAGGAAGAAUUUCGGAAGUAAUCGGGCGGCAAACCAGGCAUCUGCCGGAAGUGUAGUAGUAAACAUGCCAUAAAUUGCCGUCUCCAAGGGAUCCUACAACUGUGGCCAGCGUGUCUGGUUUUAGAACAAUGGUGUCCCAGUUCCUGACAAUGGCGGUGCAAGAGCAAGGCAGCAUGAUCUUCUUUGAGUAGCUUUCUGUUAAGCGGCCGGUAGCGAGAAGCUGAGUUGGUGGGUGGUGAUGAUGGGCUAGCACUUUUGUAAUAGGAAUGAAUUAUUUCACUUUGAAAUUAGAUGUGUUGAUACAAUGAUUUAAAUCACAAGUUUAUAAUGCACAGGAACUGGUGACAGAAAAUAAUGUAAUGGGUGAUUUUCUUUUUAAA